AGAAAAAGAAAAAACAAGUUUCACAUUAAAAUAUGGGCAAUAAAAGUUUUUAUUUUUUAUUUUUUUAUUUUUAAUGGCUACAUUUCAUGCACGGUGUUCAGUGACGCCUCUCUGGCAAAUUAGUUCAUUGCUUUUGCACCUGUUGUGUGAUUGAGAUCGGAACCUUAACACACUUUCACUUAUUCACUUCUGAUCUAUUCAGAUCAUACUGCAUGUUCUGCAAAAACCAUUUGAUUCUCUUCAUUCCAAAGAGAAACAAUGCAAAAAAAAAAAAAAAAGAACUAUAGAAAUGUUUCCAAACAACAACAAUAACAACAACAACAAUAAUAAUAACAACAACAGCAUCCAUUAUUUCAUUGACCUGGAUAAGACUUUUCUGGUGGAUGGAUGCAACUGAAGUUUAUGUUUAUCCCUGGUCUAAGGAAAAUAAUAAACAAAUAAAUAAGUAAAUAAAUAAAUGAAGCACUGAUUAAGAAAACACACAUGCAACAUCACUGCAUUGAUUUCACCACUCCAGUAAAUACAGCUCACAAAUCAAACUGCUCAUGAUUCAGCCUCUUAUAAAUUCCUGCAAUCUAGAGUAAAUACAAAAAAAAAUCACUAAACACAUUCCUAUUUAAUCUUCUGUAGCAGUGUUUUCAGCGAAUAACACUAGAAUCGGUGUAAUCUGUUUAAAGAUUCUGUAUGUUGUCUGUCAUCUCCAGAAGGCUCAGUUUAAUGUGCCAAACAGUCAGAAAAUCAUCACAUACGGGUGACAACGUGUCCUGAGCCUCACUGGUGAUUACAGUUGAUGCUGAUUCCCUUGGUAGCUCUCUGGUAAGUGCAGCUGUCUGUAAUGGUUAUAGUGACUGUGUGCUGCGUAAGUGCUUAAAGGGAGCGCCUUCGCUCACAGAUCACUGUGGAGCAGCCCGUCUUGAGGCAUUGCUUCACAUGCACUCCGAACCACAGAGGAUGAUCUGCUACUCUAAUCAUCGAGCUCCUCUAAUGAACUUUCAGCUAGUGUAUUUUCAUUUCACGCACCGUGGACACGAACGAGUGACUACCUGCUGAAAUAUCACCCUGGGAUUUAACACUUGCUCCAUGGUCCUUUGGGAGAGGAGCAGAUACAGGAGGCGGUCGGGCUGAGCUGCCUGGUGCCUGCUUCUUUUCUAUCCAAUGGAAGGUACAGAUCCAGAGCGGGGGACAGAGGAGCACACGGAGGGAAAUUGGAGCGGUAGUGAGGAGGACGGGACACUGCGGUACCCUGGGGAGUGCCAUCAGAAUGGGGAGAAGAUGCCCUUCCAUCAUGUGACGGCAGGGCUGCUGUAUAAAGGCAACUAUCUGAGCCGCUCUCUGUCUGAACGCAGCGAUAGCGACCAGCUGGCUAGCAUCUCUGCAGAGGAACUGGAUGAAAUCCGUGAGGCCUUUAGGGUGCUGGAUCGCGACGGCAAUGGCUUCAUCUCUAAGCAGGAGCUUGGUAUGGCAAUGCGCUCACUCGGGUACAUGCCCAGUGAAGUGGAGUUGGCCAUCAUCAUGCAGAGACUGGACAUGGAUGGGGAUGGACAGGUGGAUUUUGAUGAAUUCAUGACGAUACUGGGCCCCAAACUUCUGUCUUCUGAAACACGGGACGGCUUCCUUGGAAACACAAUAGACAGCAUAUUUUGGCAGUUUGACAUGCAGCGGAUAACAUUGGAGGAACUCAAGCACAUUCUGUUCCAUGCCUUCCGGGAUCACCUCACAAUGAAGGACAUUGAGAACAUUAUCAUUAACGAGGAGGAGAGCCUGAAUGAGAAUUCAGGGAACUGCCAUACAGAGUUUGAGGGAGUCCAUCCAACCAAGAAGAACCGACAGACGUGUGUGCGCAAGAGCCUGAUCUGCGCCUUUGCCAUGGCCUUCAUCAUCAGCGUUAUGCUUAUUGCGGCCAAUCAGAUGCUGCGCAAUGGAAUGGAAUAGCGACGCCACUGUGAGCAGGGGUGUGAGGGCGGAACCUGCAUGUGCAUGUCCGUCAGAGACGUCAUUCCCUUCUGCCUGAACACAAAAAAGCCUUCAACCUGCAACCUACAGACUAAGGAAACCAAACACCUCGUCAAAAGAAUGGUGGAGUGUUUUUCUGUCAGGAACGGCAGCCAGCCGGGGCCAUGCUUUACUGAGUCCUCGCUCCACCUCACUGGCAGGGACUUUAAAGGGCUGACUUGUUCUCUCCUUUUUCCCCCUUCUCUUUCCAUCUCUGUUUCCUCAGUGCAAUAACCUGUAAGUGUCUGCAAGAACCUCUCCAACAUCCAAUUUUUGUCUCCCAUUUUCAUCAGGGAUGUGCUGAAGAGCUGCUUCAAGGCACAGACAUGUCGGCAAAUGGAAGUUAUCAGUAGUGGCCAGUCGUCUGAAUACUUCUCACAGCUUUGAGAAUCCAUAAUAUCUGAGCUUCUGUUUAUUAUUGAUGAGGUUGUUUCUCCAUAUGUUCAGUAUGCGAAACGAGCUGCUGAAAGAUUAUUCUUGAUAUUAUUUUAUUAGCAGAGCUGGGGUUUUGGCUAAUGCCAUAUUGUUUGUGCUUAAUAUUCGAAAUCUGAUGUUAGGUUAUCUUAAGGCCGGUUUAUCUGUCGUGAUCCUUAUAGAAAGACCUCUGGUUAUGCUCUUAUGGCAUUUUCACACUUUGCCAAACAGUAGGACCUGUACCCAGUACCCCUGUUUGGAUGAAGGUGUCAAACAGACAGUUAUUUCCACAAGCUGCAGAAAAAUUGCACAAAUUUUUGGGAUGCAUCAGUAGGCAAUAAUCAUAUCUGCAUCAGAGCAGUUACUGAAAUGAACAGCUGGAUUGGUAUCCUGGAUUUGAAAUGUUUUCCAUUCCAGUCCACUGAUGCUAUUCUCCUGAUGCUAUGCUUCCAUUCCAAUCCACCUAUGCUAUGAACACAUUGACCGCUGAUUGGCUGCUGACUCCUGCCACUCACCAUGUAGUCAGACUUAUUUCAUUCCCAAAGUUUGGGUGCGAUGACAUUUGACAUGCCUGAACUGGCUCAAGACCUAUACAUACAAAUUUCUCACCAGUUCCGACCCCACACCCCUGACCCUGAUGAAUUACUAUUAUAAAGUCUCAAACUAACAGAAAAAUCUUACACACUCUAGCUUUGAUGUAUUUUUUAUCAAGUUAGUGUUGCUUUUCAUUUAUUCCAAACUCUAUUUGAAGCUACUUUCUUAUAUACCAAAAUAACAAAUCAUUUCUGAGUCACUUGGUUCAGUUGCUUUCUUGGUUCCAUGUACCAAGAAAGUAUUCAGUCUCCUCUAUAGACUAAAGCAUGUCUUUCCCCACUAUUCACAUUGGUAGAUGCCCAGCCCCAGGAGCAAAUCACUUUCACACAUGGUGCAGCCUGUUUUUGCGAACUACAGACCACCAUUUAUACGUUUUCUGCUCCAUACACUGUAUUAGAAAAAAAAAAGUCUUCACCAAACUCUUACCAAAAGUACACCAAAAUAGUGUAGAAAAUAGUCCUUAGUCUCUAGCUUUUGGUGUUAGUUGAGAGUGAUUCAAUGCCUUCAGGUCAAAGCCGUUCAAUUAGCUUUUCCUUUCAUCAAACCUUCAGUAACUACUACAGUGAUGUUUCAUUCCCGAAACCUAAUCUCAACUGAAACAACAGUAGGAUUAACUUCUUUUGUUUCAGACUUUUUCUUUUCUUUUUUUUUCUUUUUUUUAAAUAUUUGACUGCAUUUCUCUGAACAUUCUGUCUAAUUGCAGAAUGGUAGUGAAAUGUCAUCCAUAAUCACAAGCUUUUUCAACAGUGGAUCGGUCAUUUGCUUGGUUUGACAGCUGGGCCUGUUCUGUGCCUGAUGCAGCUCAUUUCAUUUGUGUCCUUGUUGUUAUUGCUGUUGUUUUGUUUCCUGAGAGUACCGGUCUCCUGUAUGUGCAAGCAGCUCGUUCUCCCCCUCCAUCUUUUUUUUUUUUUAAAGGACUUUGCUUCAUAAUGCAUGUGAUCUUGUAAAUCUGUGUACAUAGACGUCUCAUGUAGUCACCUGUGUUAAGUGAUAUGUAUAUGCAUGUCUAUGGACAGGUCAGUAUGUUCUGCACAGACAGUGUCAGUGGGCACAGAGGGGGCUGCUGAUCCCAAUACCAAUGCGCCAGCUCUCAGCUCCUCCAGUAGCCUCCGACUAAAGCCAUAUUAGUCUGCACAGAUGUACCGGGAAGCCCACGUUCAUUUUCUCCUCCUUUAACAGCGAGAACUGCUGAUGUUUGCGCGGAGAAACACCGUCACUCUUUUUUUUUUUUGCACGGAAAUGCUAAUCCUCGAGCAAGGAUUUGAUUUGGAGUUUCAACCAUUACAGUGGCUCCAUCUGGUGGUUCAUGUAUGAACUAAUACCUUAACAGUAUUAAGUAUUGUGUCCUCAUGUUGUCUGUCUCAAUUGGAUGAUAACAUUAGCUUGUAGCAUUUGAUUAUAUAAGAGCAGGGAGAGGAAACAGGACACUGUACCAUAUGUGUUUACAUAAGUAGAUUAUUUUUUAUUACUACCAUAAUACAGAGUAAGAGUGCAGAACUAUCGCUAGACUGUAUUCAGGAGAGAAUGUCCUUCUGAAUGUGCUACAUGUGCAUUAUAUUUUGGAGUGAAUGUUUUCAUUGUUUAUAACGGGGUUGUUACAUUUGAAGACAUUUAAAAGGACUAACACUGGAAAUAAAUUUGAAUUCGUCCUUUGGUGUGGAUAUUUUUCAAAAGUGAACAUGAAUAACUGGAUGGAGCCAAUGAUUCAGAAUUGUUAUUAUUAUUAGUUUGUAAUAAUAAAAAUAACAAAAAAUAAUUACGGGCAUUUUAAUUUUUUUAUUAUUAUUAUUAAUAGAAAUAUGUUGGAUUAGCAUAUUGGUUCCAUGGCUUACCGGCUGUAAAAGUUUAUGUGUAGAUUUAUUAUGGGUUUCUACUUCUCUCUACUCUAAUCGAUGCCUCCUCGCCUCAUGUAUCCUACACCCUUCAGGAAAGAAAUCGAUUAAAGCUGCCGUCGUUAAGGACCUACCAAUUCGUUACACGUGUUCAGAGGAAUUGUGGAGAUGGGAAGCUUCUUGAGUGAAAAGACACACAGACUUUAAAGUCUUGUAAAGGGCAUGACGCAAACCUAAGGUACAUGUUCUCCACCUCCACCUUUACAUCUGGAACAUUCUGCAAGCCUCCAUAUAAGUGCGUUCAUCUGGCACACUGAAAAUAUUAGACGAUAUAAAUUGAACGAAGACCACAAUAAAUCCAACUGAAUGUGCAUUCUUAGUAUAUUUGACUGACAAAUACCUACCCACUUGUUGUGGCACGAACAUGAGCAUUUAGUGUAUAAAAUAAUGUUUUUUACUGAGUUCAUUCAGUUUGUACUUAACUCACACUGUGUUGUGUAAAGAAUAUCAUCAAUCAAUGUCAUCACUUUAAGGAGCCGCUUCAUUAACAAGGACAUCUCAUUAGGAGCAUAUUUUUACCAUCGAUUCCUCUGUCUACACUUUCCAUCCCUGCAACCGUUCCUCACGUCCUCAGAAAGAGGAGCCAAGAUGUGUGGAAGGGAAGCAAGGAAAGGAAACGAGGAAGCACAAUUAGAAAUGAGAAGAGCCCUGUAUCUAUCUCACACACACACACACACACACACACACACACACACACACACACACACACACAGAGAGCGAGAGAGACAAGCCAAAUAAGCAUGCCGAAUAUAUAUCCACCUAGAAUAUAGAUACCAUAAGAGUUGUUAUAAGAUUCCCUCGAUAAUAUUGUAAAUAUGAACAUCUGUAUAUAAUAAAUGCAUAACA
Molecule: messenger RNA, 5738 nt
Organism: Ictalurus punctatus (channel catfish)
Lineage: Eukaryota; Metazoa; Chordata; Actinopteri; Siluriformes; Ictaluridae
Gene: caln1
Product: calneuron 1
Exons: 6
Coding region: 1156-1932 (258 amino acids)
Molecular function (GO): calcium ion binding
Source: RefSeq, a predicted model, not a curated record